Molecule: messenger RNA, 4324 nt
Organism: Neocloeon triangulifer
Lineage: Eukaryota; Metazoa; Arthropoda; Insecta; Ephemeroptera; Baetidae
Exons: 8
Coding region: 142-2379 (745 amino acids)
Biological process (GO): iron ion transport
Cellular component (GO): plasma membrane
Molecular function (GO): copper ion binding; oxidoreductase activity
Source: RefSeq, a predicted model, not a curated record
CUCUCGUUUUUGCCGGAAACAUUGUAAGAGGCAGAGUGAGUCUAGUGGUGCAGUCAUUCAUUUGCUGGCCGGCCCGUCGACUGGAUAGUGCAGCAGGCCCUGGUCAGUGCUGGUGUUCGCUCCGUUUGAGACUCAGGAGCCAUGGCGAAGGCUCUCUGGACUCGCGCGGCCCUCGCGGCCUGCUUAAUAAUUUUGCUGAGUCUCGGCUCGGACGCUGACGCCGUCGACGCGCGCGCCAGACAACGCGGGACGCCCAAGAGGAAGAAAGAAGCUAAUGGUGCCAAAUCAGACUUGUCAACCUCUGCUUCGUGGUGGAACGGCCACGAAAGCGGCGGCGCCGACUUCUUCAGCGGCGGCGGCGGCGGCGGCCACGGUUUGGUGCAAAACCACCCCCUGGGCAGCGGCCCCAGUGCCAUCGGUGGCCUCUCGACGGGCUUCAGCGGCAGCGCGGGAGGGUCAGGAUUCGGUUUCGGACCCAGUUCGCACUUCGGUUACGAUCCUCUGACCGGCGUCGGUGAAGAGGCCAACGAACUGCAGAAGAACCCCGCUCUGUCCUCACCCGAAGAGUGCGCCAGGGCGUGCAGGGACGGCGAACCUCCCCGCACCUGCUACUUCAAGCUGGUCGCUGAAAACUACAUGACCCUUGGCGCGGCUUGUGCUCUCUGUGCACCAAACGCAACAAACGGCUGCCAGUGUGUUUUGGCUGACGGAGUUGAACGCGGCAUUCUGACCCUCAACAGGCAGAUUCCUGCUCCCUCCAUCCAGGUCUGCGAAGGCGACAGGGUCAUCAUUGACGUUGACAACCGCAUGCAGGGAAUUGAAUUGGCCAUCCAUUGGCACGGUCUGCACCAACGCGGAACUCAGUACUACGAUGGUGUUCCUAUGCUCACGCAAUGUCCCAUACCUGAAGGAACCACCUUCAGGUACCAGUGGAAUGCUGACAACCCAGGCACACAUUUCUACCAUGCACACACAGGAACCCAAAAGUUGGACGGUCUGCAGGGCAGCAUUGUGGUGCGGUCGACGCCAGCGCGUGAUCUGCACAGCCACCUGUACGACUUUGACCUGACCAACCACGUGAUGAUGAUCCAGGACUGGAUGCACGAGGACUCGACCGAACGCUUCCCCGGACGUCUGCAGGUGCGUCCCGGCCAGGAUCCCGACACCAUCCUGAUCAACGGCCGCGGCCAGUUCCGCGACCCGCAGACCGGCCUGAUGACCAACACCCCCCUCGAGGUGUUCACCGUGACCCCGGGGCGCCGGUACCGCUUCCGCCUGAUCAACGCCUUCUGCACCGUGUGCCCCGCCCAGCUGACCAUUGAAGGUCACCCGCUGACCGUGAUCGCUUCGGACGGCGAGCCGGUGCAGCCCACCCCUGUCAACACCAUCAUCUCCUUCACCGGCGAGCGCUACGACUUUGUCAUCAACGCUGACCAGCCGGUGGGCGCCUACUGGAUUCAGGUCAGGGGUCUGGGCGAGUGCGGCAUCUCCAGGGUGCAGCAGCUCGGCAUCCUGCGCUACGCCAGGGGCCCUUACGACCCCGUCAACCGCGCCCCCUCCUACGACUUCGGCCUGCCCCAGGGGGUGGUGCUCAACCCGCUGGACGCCGUUUGCAACACCCAGCGCUCUGACGCCAUCUGCGUGUCCAACCUGAAGAACGCGCAGGAGGUCGAGGAGGCCAUUCUGCAGCAGCACCCUGACGUCAAGAUCUUCCUGCCCUUCCGAUUCCUCUUCCUCACCCCCGAACAGGCUUUCAGACGCAAUGCCUACAACAGAUUCCUUGUUGCUCCCACUGGUGAUCACGUCGUGUCUUUGGUGGACAACAUUUCUUUUGUCUUCCCCAAGUCGCCUCCUCUUAGCCAGCCUGAGGACAUUCCUCCCCAGCAGUACUGCAACGGUGACGACAGACCUCCUCAGUGCGGAGCUAACUGCAUGUGCACUCACAACGUGGACAUUCCCCUCAAUGCCAUUGUUGAAGUUGUGCUUGUCGAUGAAGUCCAACAACCCAAUUUGAGCCACCCCUUCCAUUUGCACGGCUACUCCUUCAACGUGGUGGGCAUUGGCCGCUCGCCCGACUCCACCAUCAAGAAGAUCAACUUGAAGCACGCUCUCGACCUGGACAGGCAGGGUCUGCUGCACCGUCAGUUCAACCACCCUCCUGCCAAGGACACCAUCGCUGUGCCCAACAAUGGCUACGUCAUUCUCCGCUUCAGAGCUGAUAACCCUGGAUUCUGGCUUUUCCACUGUCACUUCCUCUAUCACAUAAUGAUAGGCAUGAACCUAGUGUUACACGUAGGCAACCAGGCCGACCUGCCCCCGGUGCCGCCCAACUUCCCUCGAUGUGGCGAUCACUUACCUCCCAUUCAAUUGGCUCACUAGCCACUUGCCUCCCCCGUAAUUAGCUGAGAGAUUUCAAUUUUUGAUACUACUUAUAUUUUAAUAUUUGUAAUAAUAUGCUGUGUCCUAUUGGCUUGUAAUUUCGUGUUUUCCACCCCGGGGCGCUCAAUCAUAGUCAAUCAACUUCGCCCAUUUUCAUUCAUUUCUCAUCAAAUCAUUCAUCAAUUCAUCUCAUAAAAAAUCAUGUCCAUCGUCAUCAUCCUCAUCCUCGCCACACUUUCAUUAUCAUUUCAUAAACUCCCAUAUCUUUAUCUACAUUUUGCCGCAUUUUUCAUUUCAUUAUUUUAUCUCAUGAAAUUCACAUUCCAUUCUCAUUUACAUUACAAAAAUUAUUUUCAUCUUUCACCCAUCGCAUCAUUAACAAUCACAAUCAUUUCCAUAAUUUCAUCAUUUUCAUUGAUUCAUUUUAUCAUCCCAUUGCACCAUACAUUAUCAUUGUGCCAUCAUUUCAUUCAAACGUGGACAGAGAAAUCUGUUCCUCGUCGCUCUCAUUAUUUUCAUUGUUACCAUUAUUAUUCAUUUUUGCGUGUUCACAUUUUGCCAUUUCACACAUCACCAUCAAUUAUUCCAUCCGCAUCUCAUCCCCAUUAAAUCACCUCGUUUUUGCACCCUCUCAUUCAUCACUCACUUUGAUAACGCGUGCGCCCUAUAUAAUUACGCAUUAUUAGACGCACACGCACACAUCAUCAAUCCCAUCCUUCAUCACCAUCAAUUCUCACACUUUUUCAUUCACAUCAAUUUUUCAUAUUCACUCAGACACAACAUUCAUCUUCAUUUUCACGCCAUCCUUUUCAUCUCAUCACUCAAACUAAUUAGGUUUUUUUCAUUUUUAAAUUUAUUUUCAUUUCUCACUUCUACAUCUUCAUCAAUUCACACAUUCUCUCGCUCUCAUUUCAUCAAUUUCAUUAUUUCACGUUCUCCAUCAUUUUCACUUUCCCAUCAUUUCAUUUUCAUCCUCAAUCAUUUCAUUUUUAGUCAUUUUCAUCGUCAUCUCAUAGCUCAUCCACAUUACACCUCAUAUUUUUUCAUAUUUUUUUUCGCACUGCAUUCAUACCUCAUUUUUUCCAUUUUCAUAAAACCCACACCAACUUCAUAGAUGUCAUUUUCAAGUCAUUUCCUCCGCAUUUCCAUCAGUCAUUACAUCAUUACACGCGCACACCUCAUUUUCCCUCAUCUCGUGAUUUUCCAUUAUCAUAUUCAUCUCAUUUUUGCUUCAUCAUUUACAUUUUUUCAUCUAUAUUUGAGACUCCGUGGUGGGAAUCCCCCUUUAAUUUAGACUUUUGUUGAAUAUUUAUUGGCCGGAGACAGAUUUGGAAAAAAAAAACUCCAAUGCGUGCCGGAACUUUGUAGAGCUCGCGUCUCAAACGACGGAGCGAAUUUUGUACUUUUCAAAUUUGGUGAUAUACUUAAAAGGAAACUGCAUGUUGUGUGUAAUUUUAGCUCAAAUUUGUCAUCUGAUGCGCCAUUUAAGUGAUUUAUUUUGUAAUAAUAUUGUAUUGUAUAUAUUUUUUCCAUUUCACUUAUUCGUCAUUGCGAGAAAUUUGCAUAAAUGCAUAAGGUCCUCCUUCUCAAUUCUGAACGUCAUCCUCAUCAUUUUUCACCCCCCAUCAUGUCACCAAACAGAUUUGAGCUGGUUCAUCUUACCUGUAUUAGUAUGGUUUUUUUGUUUAAACUUUAAAACGUUCAUUAUAAUAUUCUCAAGACCCACUCAUCAGUAACCAUCACUUUUCGUAGCCAUCCCCUUACUUUAGUGAAGCCGCAUCGCCAAUUAUCGCCACAUCUUGUUUCACACUCAUCGUCAUCUCUCAUCUUUUCAUCUUGUUGCUUUGUUAUAAAAAGUCAUUCGUCUUAUUGUAUUUUCUAUUUUCGUACACUUCUCAUACUUUUCUUCUUUCAAUAAACAAUAUUGUUAUGCUGUAUACAAUAA